This is a messenger RNA of Plasmodium adleri (nom. inval.), 909 nucleotides long. Its product is annotated as serine repeat antigen 4, putative. The record is from RefSeq and is a predicted model, not a curated record. The transcript has 2 exons. NCBI's taxonomy places the organism in Eukaryota, Apicomplexa, Aconoidasida, Haemosporida, Plasmodiidae. The coding region runs from base 1 to 909 and encodes 302 amino acids.
AUGAUGAUGAUAAAAAAAAAAGAAUUAUUAGAUUUUGAAAAUGUGAAUAAUGAUUUAAAAUCUGAAUUAUUAAAUUAUUGUAAUUUAUUAAAAGAAGUAGAUAUGAAUAAUCUUUUGAAAGAUCAUGAAUUAGGAAAUGAAGAAGAUAUAUUUAAUAACUUAACAAAAUUGUUAGAGGAAUAUAAAGAAGAAAAUGAUAAUGUUCUUUAUCAUAAAAUGAAAAAUGAAGCAUUGUGUUUAAAAAAUGUAAAUGACUGGAUGAAAAAUAAAACAGGAUUAGUAUUACCACAAUUAACAUAUGAUUUAACAGAUGAAAACAAUGAUUUUACAGAGGUCACACAAAAUAAAAAUUAUACUUCUGAAAAUAUUGUAGAUAAAUUAUAUUGUAAUAAUGAAUAUUGUAAUAGAUUAAAAGAUCAUAAUAAUUGUGUAUCCAAAAUAAAUGUAGAAGAUCAAAAGAAUUGUGCCUUAUCAUGGGCUUUUGCAUCUAAAUAUCAUUUAGAAACUAUUAAAUGUAUGAAAGGAUACGAACCUGUAAAUACAUCUGCUUUAUAUGUUGCAAACUGUGUAUUCUUACAAACAGUUGAAGAAAAGGGAUUCUUACCAACAGAAUUAAAUUAUCCAUAUGAUCAAUCUAAAGUUGGAGAUGUAUGUCCAGAAGUACAAAAUGACUGGGAUAAUGCAUUUGAAAAUGCUAAAGUAUUAGAUUAUAACAAUGAACCAUUUUCUUUAGGCACCAAAGGAUAUACUGCAUAUGAAAGUGAACAUUUUGAGGAUAAUAUGGAUUUAUUUAUAGAUAUGGUAAAGAGGGAAGUACAAAAUAAAGGUUCAGUUAUUGCUUAUGUAAAAGCUGAAAAUGUCUUAGGAUAUGAAUUAAAACGGAAAGAAGGUUCAAAAUUUAUGUGGUGA